AACGAGAGCAGGGCGACCUCUGACUUGUUGGGCUUCUACCGCAAGAGCUACGAGAACAUAGAUCAGACGCUCAGCAGGUUCGAGGCCACCUGCCAAGCGGAGCAGCAGUUUGCGGAGUUGGUAGAAUAUAUUCGACGGUACGGACACGUUCUGGAGAAGGGACCGAUGUCGGUGAAUCGAAGCAGCAAGGGCAAGGGCCACAGCCAGUUCUUCUUCCCGACGUUCAACUUCGGCGGUGGCGAUGGACAUCAAGAUGAUUCAGCAGACGGCUACACUGGCGGAGGCAUGGCAGCAUCGUGGGCCCCCUCGGCUCCCUGGGCGCCUACUGCUGCAGCACCGCCGGCGCCAGAUCCGUGGCAGGCCUACUAUGGCAACGAGUACGAUGAUAACGACACGGACACCGACGACGACGACGGAGAGGACUUGGACGGCUCGGAUUUCCCGGGACAGAUCGGCCAAGACGACGCGGUCAUCCAACAGUACCUCUACCAGAACUACGUCUUUCACAAGAAGCGCUGGCGACGGUUUACAGGCAGACCUACGAGAUUCCACAGGUUUGGAAAGGGCAAAGGUGGCAAGGGAUCUCUGAUCCCGUUUCGUGGAGGUGGAACCUUUGGUCAACGCGGACAAGGCAAAGGCUACCACUUCGAAGGAAAAGGGCGACGAAAUCCUACCGGACGUGACGGCAAGGUCAUGAAGUGCCUCACGAAGGGUUGCGAGAGCGAAUUUCACCUGAUUAAAGACUGCCCCCACCGACAAGGUAAAGGGCAAGGAAAAGGCAAUUUCGUCACGAAUGGACCUCGACCGGUAUCAGCAGCCUCGGCAGCGGUGCCACGGUUCGGAUUCAACAACACGUCAGCUACAGCGACAGCAGCGACGACAAGCAGCUCGGCCUACGGUUCUGGAUCGGUGAGCUUCUUUGCCACAGAGACACCCAAGAACGACAAUGAGCAGAGGGCGAGCGCGAGUGUGGAGGGCUCGCACGGUUUCACUGGCGUGGUGAUAUCGCCAGCGCAGCCAAAGGCCAUCGAGGACAAGGCCCCUGAGUGGUUUGGACCGAGACCGAUGGCGGAAAGCAUGGAGCCCCCAACUACAGGGUCGGCAUUGUCCUCGGGCGAAGGACCCUACUUCCCGAUGCUGCCGACCAUGGGAACCACCAAGUUCGGGGAGAUCACGGACGUGCCAUCGGGACCCACGUUUGGAAUCGGACAUAUCUUGGGACUUUCAUCGAUAGUGGCCCCGAAGGACGAGGACGGAGAUAGAGUAACGGAGCCACAUACCGCUGGAGUUCCUCUCCCGAAGACAACGAUAGGAACGCCAGCGAAGACACCGCCGAUGGUAUCGGAGAUAUUCGGCAUCAAGAAGGCAGACGAGAAGCAGGAUCCCUCCUCGAUCAACGUAGGCGGCUUGAUUUUCAGCCCCGUUCCAGCGAAGAUGGUGACCCCCCCGAGCGCGAGCAGCGGAGUUCAGGACUCGGCGGCGAGCUGGGACAAGGUGUCGAGCGUGCCCGAGCAGCAGGUGGAUCUGUCAUCCUUCGACCUCGACUCCGAGAGCUACUUUCAGCCCGGUGGAGUGGAUUUCAGCGAUGAUCGUGGAGACUUCACUGGAGUUGUCUGGACCUUGGGGGGAAACCGUGAGGAGACCUACCUGGGACACGAGCGCACCCGGCUUGAUGGCGGCGAGAUGGGCAUCCUCGUGGACCCGGGAGCGCACGGCAACCUCGUCGGACCCGACUACUGCCACCAGCAGUGGAAGAUCCCCAUCGGUACGCAGGAGAUCUACCAGGAGGGCGAUGGUAGCGGCAACCUGGACACGUACACGGCACCCAUCAUUCCUGGAUACCCUAUUGAUCGACUGCAACCUCACCCCGAGCGUUUGGACUUCAUGUGGGAGGAUUUCCGGGGAGAGAUGAGCCGCCUGGGCUUGACACUCAAUGAGAUGUCACAGCUGUACGCCGAGUGCAAGCGGCACGUGCAGAAUAAGAGUUGGAAUGGAUUUCAACAUUCGCUGAAGGUGCAUGGCAUCUACAAGGAGUGCAUUCCGAGCAAGAAGUGGGCCAGCAUCAAGGAGAUCUUCGGUGACAAGAAGGAGAAGGAGGUGCGUUUCGAGGUGCUGCCGGACGCUUCCGGCUACUGCGGGCAGAUCUACCGGGACGUCGAGGAGCUGAGCGAGGACAGCGACCCCAACAGCGCCUACGACUUCUUGAAGACUGCGUACGAGCACAGUUGGCUGGGGGCGGAGACGCCAUGCUAG
This is a messenger RNA of Prorocentrum cordatum, 2253 nucleotides long. Lineage: Eukaryota; Dinophyceae; Prorocentrales; Prorocentraceae. The record is from the annotation of a GenBank genome assembly.